This is a messenger RNA of Cygnus olor (mute swan), 1947 nucleotides long. It is a transcript of the gene SMPD1, whose product is annotated as sphingomyelin phosphodiesterase 1. Gene Ontology annotation, molecular function: acid sphingomyelin phosphodiesterase activity. The transcript has 6 exons. The coding region runs from base 22 to 1776 and encodes 584 amino acids. The record is from RefSeq and is a predicted model, not a curated record. Gene Ontology annotation, biological process: sphingomyelin catabolic process; ceramide biosynthetic process. Gene Ontology annotation, cellular component: lysosome. NCBI's taxonomy places the organism in Eukaryota, Metazoa, Chordata, Aves, Anseriformes, Anatidae.
CCGCUCGGAGCCGUCCCGGCCAUGGCGGUGGGCGCGGGCCGGGCCCCGCCGCUGGCCCUGGCGCUGGCCCUGGCGCUGCCGCUGUCGGCGGCGCUGUCACCGCCCGGCGCCGCGCUGCUGGAGGCGGCGGGGCCGCGCUGGGGCUGGCGCAACCUGACGUGCCCGGGCUGCCGGCUGCUCUUCGGGGCGCUCGACCUGGCGCUGCAGCUGGAGCCCAACGUGGUGCGCGUGGGGCGCGUGGCGGCGGGCCUGUGCCAGGAGCUGCGGCUGGCGCGCCCCGAGAUCUGCCGGCAGGCCGUGCAGCUCUUCCAGCGCGACGUGGUGGCCGCCUGGGCCCGCUCCGUGCUGCGGCCCAGCGAGGCCUGCGGGCUGCUGCUGGGCCCGCGCUGCGGCCACUGGGACAUCUUCGGCGCCUGGAACGUCUCCCUGCCCGCCGCCCCCAAGCCGCCGGUGCGGCCCCCGGUGCCCCCGCCGCCCGGCGCACCCAGCGCCCGCGUCCUCUUCCUCACCGACCUGCACUGGGACCGGCUCUACACCCCGGGCAGCGAGCCUGCCUGCCCCGACCCGCUCUGCUGCCGCGGCGCCGCCCGCCCCGGCCCUGGCGGCGCUGGCUUCUGGGGCGAGUACAGCAAGUGCGACCUGCCGCUGCACACCAUCGCGGCGCUGCUGGCCCAGCUGCGCCACGCUGGCCCCUUUGCCGCCGCGUACUGGACGGGUGACAUCCCGGCACACAACGUCUGGCAGCAGCGCCGCGAGGACCAGCUGCUGGCCCUGCGCACCGUCACCGCACUGUUGCGCCAGCACCUGGGCGCCCUGCCCGUCUACCCGGCCGUGGGCAACCAUGAGGCCACCCCCGUCAAUGCCUUUCCCCCACCCUACGUGCGCGGCAACCAGUCCUCGGCGUGGCUGUACGACGCGAUGGCUGAGGCCUGGCAGGACUGGCUGCCCCCGCCGGCGCUGCAGACCCUCCGAGCCGCUGGCUUCUACACGGUGCAGGUAUGGCCUGGGCUGCGCCUCGUCUCGCUCAACAUGAACUUCUGCUCCCAGGCCAACUUCUGGCUGCUCAUCAACUCCACCGACCCUGCGGGGCAGCUGCAGUGGCUCGUGGGCGUUCUGGAGGCCGCCGAGCAGCAGGGGGAGAAGGUGCACAUCAUCGGGCACAUCCCUCCAGCCCACUGCCUGCGGAGCUGGAGCUGGAACUACUACCGCAUCGUCAACAGGUUUGAAGGCACCAUCGCAGCACAGUUCUUCGGGCACACGCACGUGGACGAGUUUGAGAUGUUCUAUGAUGAGGACACCCUGACGCGCCCUGUCUCUGUGGCCUUUGUGGCACCCAGCGUCACCACCUACAUCAACCUCAACCCCGGCUACCGCGUGUACGAGGUGGAUGGCGCCUACAACGGCAGCUCCCACGCUGUGCUGGACCACGAGACAUUCAUCCUCAACCUCACCGAGGCCAACAUGCCUGGGGCAGAGCCACACUGGCAGCGCCUCUACCGCGCCCGUGAGGCCUACGGGAUGGCCACCGCCUUCCCCGCCGACUGGGACCUGCUCAUCCGCCGCUUCCAGGAUGACGAGCGCCUCUUCCAGCGCUUCUGGUACCACUUCCACAAGGGCCACCCGCCCCGCGAGCCCUGCCUGGAGGCCUGCAAGGCGGCCCUGCUCUGUGCACUGCGCACCGGCCGCUCAGCCGACCCCAGCCUCUGCCGGGUGCUGCGCCCAGCCCGGCCUUUCCGGCAGAUCCUGCAGCUCUGGCGGCAGCGGCAGCUCUGCUGAGCCCGGGGCUGGCAGCGGCGCCAGGGGACACGUGGGGAUGGGGACAGAUACUCACCCACUCUGUGGGGUGGGAAGGGGCCCCAUCCUGGCUGCACGGGGCCACCACUUGGCCCUGCACUCCGACUGGUGGCAGCCCCCAGCCGGCUGCAUAAUAAAGGUUGGUGAUGGAGA